GAUUUCCAAUAUAGACUUCUAAUUAAAUGGAAAGGUUGACUAAUACAAUUUUGUUUUGUCUUUUAGGCUUUAGAAAGAAUGCGUCCUUAUUUGUGUGACAAAAUUAUAGCUGAAAGACACUUCGAUUACCUACGUUCAAAGAAAAUACUCACUAGAGAGGACACAGAAGAAAUUUCUUCUCGAUCUUCGAGUAGGAAAAAAACUGGGAAGUUAUUGGACUACUUGGCAGAAAACCCAAAGGGACUAGAUGCUCUGAUUGAGUCUAUCAGGCGAGAAAGAACACAAAACUUCCUGUUACAAAAGAUAACUGAUGUAGUGUUGAAAGUUAAAAAUGAAAAGCUGGAAGCUCUCAAAGGUCUGAGCUGCAGCACCUGCAUGACCUCGCUGUAUGGAGGCACGAAUGAUCUUUCCAGAUCAUACUCGGAUGAGUCUAACUUCUUUGAAAAAACAAAAGACAAAGAAUCUACCCAGAUAAGUCAUCCAGAAGAAGAUUAUAGCACUGCUGCUUUUCUGUCCGCCGUCUCUCUCCGCUCAAUGAAUUUACCAGUUGCAGAGAUAGGGACCACAGAGAGUGUGGUUUUGUCGGGGCCCCUUCCAGGGCCGGGGGAUCCGGGUGCUCCCCCUCUGCCGCCAGAGCUGCAGUCUGAGCAACAGGAGCCUUGUGCCAGCUCAAGCGACAAUGUCGUCUUCUUACCUCUAAGGUCACGUUCCCUGCAGUCACAGUGA
Tinamus guttatus (white-throated tinamou) is the source of this 726-nucleotide messenger RNA. NCBI's taxonomy places the organism in Eukaryota, Metazoa, Chordata, Aves, Tinamiformes, Tinamidae. The record is from RefSeq and is a predicted model, not a curated record.